AAAAUAAAAAAAAGAGAAAAACUCUGCAACUUCCAGACUUUGAGAAAAUAAGAUAAAACCUAAUAGCCCCUAAUAAAAUAAAACCAUUUAGACCUAGAAAGUUCUUUCUCUGCAGUUCCUAAAUCAAUCUGACAUUAAAAGACCAUAAAUAUAAAUAUAAAUCCUUUUUUUUAUUUUUUUAUUAGCAUCAGUAUGUUUUUCUUUUUUCUUCAAUCAAAGGGGUCACUGUGUCAGAUAAUUGAUGAUGUGUCAGGUGGGGAAAGCAAAUAAUUAAAUUUAACUGAUGAGGUUUUCAGGUUAAGUAUAAGAGUUUUGAUGAGAUUGAUGAAGAAAAGGAAUGGUGGAGGAUCCCCUUUAUCUCAGAACUUCUACGGAAAAAUGGUUUUGAGUCUGCACUAAAAAUGUUUGCUGGUUCUGAGAGUGUGCCAGCACGUCAGUUUGUAGAAUAUGCUUUUGGGCAGCUAAAGUCAUUCAAUGAUACAUACCUUUGGAAAGAUGGAUUGUUGAAUGGCAAUAAAAAUGGUGUGGAAGGGAGUGGAGCACCCAAAGACCCUCCUGUUGCCACAAAUAUACCUCCAAAAAUAGAGAGUACUUUAGAACAGCCUUCGAGUGACCCAGAUUUCAACAAUGAGAAAAUUUUGGAGGAGUUUCACUUGGACAAUGCUCAGUCAGACAAACACUUCUGGAGGGACUUUGCUUAUGCUGUCAAUCAAAAUGUUGUUCAGAAACUUGGUAUUACUGUUCCAGAGAAGCUUAAAUGGGAUGGAUUUGAUGUGUUAAACAAAAUUGGCUUACAGUCCCAAAAGAUUGCUGAAGCAGGCUAUAUUGAAUCAGGGCUAGCUACUCGAGAAGGGCAAGAUGUUGAUAAUGAUAAAGCAAGUGGUUCACUUACCAUUAAAGCUAUUCAGUCUUCACUUCCAGAUAUAAAGAAGGCAAAACAAGAUUUGUUAAGGCAAACUGAGUCUGUUUUAGGAGCAUUAAUGGUUUUGACUGCAGCAGUCUCUCAGUUAAACAAAGAAGGACGUAAGAAUGGAUCCAAAGAAGACUCUUCUACCAAAAUUGAAAGUUCAAUCUCUAAGUAUAUGGGGAAUGAGAAGCUUCCUAGCUCAGUGGAUAGUUCAGUAUCUGAGGAGAAAAAGACUGAAGAGAUGAAGGCACUCUUUUCAACUGCAGAAAGUGCCAUGGAGGCUUGGGCAAUGCUUGCUACUUCACUUGGCCAUCCUAGUUUUAUUAAGUCCGAAUUUGAGAAAAUAUGUUUUCUAGAUAAUGCAACCACAGAUACACAGGUUGCAAUUUGGCGUGAUUUGCCAAGGAGGCGAUUAGUUGUUGCCUUCAGGGGUACCGAACAAGCAAGAUGGAAGGACUUGCGGACUGAUUUGAUGUUGGUUCCUGCUGGGCUAAACCCUGAAAGGAUUGGUGGAGACUUCAAGCAAGAAGUCCAAGUUCAUGGUGGAUUUUUAAGUGCAUAUGAUUCAGUUCGAAUAAGGAUUAUCUCCCUCGUCAAGCUGGCAAUUGGUUAUAUAGAUGAAAUUGCAGAACCUUUGCACAAAUGGCAUGUUUAUGUAACCGGUCACAGUUUAGGUGGUGCACUUGCCACCCUUCUUGCCCUUGAACUUUCUUCAAGUCAAUUAGCCAAGCGUCAAUUGAUUUCGAUAACCAUGUAUAAUUUUGGCUCUCCGAGGGUUGGCAACAAAAGAUUUGUGGAAGUUUAUAAUGAGAAAGUUAAAGAUAGCUGGAGAGUUGUUAACCACAGAGACAUCAUACCAACUGUCCCUAGGUUAAUGGGUUACUGCCAUGUGGCACAGCCUAUCUAUCUAGCUGCUGGAGGAUUAAGAGAUGCAUUGGAAACUAUGGAGGUCUGGAAGGAUGGUUAUCAGGGUGAUGUGAUUGGAGAGUACACACCAGACGUUCUUGUUGGUGAAUUUAUGAAAGGUGAGAAGGAACUUAUUGAAAAGAUACUGCAAACUGAAAUAAAUAUUUUCCGUGCAAUUCGAGAUGGAAGUGCCCUUAUGCAGCAUAUGGAGGACUUCUAUUACAUCUCAUUGCUAGAGAACGUGAGAUUUAACUACCAAACUGUUGCAAGCUCAGAAACUGGAGAACAAGGUAACAUUUCAAUCAGCUAACACAAAUAAACCAGCUCCCAAGGAAUGUUAGCAUCUGAUAUAUAGCAGCCAAGGCUGACAUACAUCCCUUAUGGUAAGCAUCUGAGGCCUCUUAUCAGGCAAUCAGGCAUUGUGCUGGUGAUCAAGCUUAUGUACCUGUACAAUCCUUAAUUUUUCUCUAAACUUUAUAUAGUGAAACUUCAUUGGAUACAAUGAAGGAGUCUAAAAUCUCCAGUUUCUUUACGGAUUUGAGCUAUAAAUUUUUUGCAUUUUGUUUAGCUGCUCUGUAUUUAACUGUCACAUUACUUUUUGAAUGUGGUCAUGGAUCAUUUUCUUAAUCCUCUGUUAUCCUACUUUUUGAAUGUGGCUUUGAUUUGACUCAAAAUCACUUAAUCAAGUGAACUCCUUAAA
Rubroshorea leprosula is the source of this 2513-nucleotide messenger RNA. NCBI's taxonomy places the organism in Eukaryota, Viridiplantae, Streptophyta, Magnoliopsida, Malvales, Dipterocarpaceae. The record is from the annotation of a GenBank genome assembly.